Fundulus heteroclitus (mummichog) is the source of this 2752-nucleotide messenger RNA. RefSeq names its product WW domain-binding protein 11 (gene wbp11). The record is from RefSeq and is a predicted model, not a curated record. Gene Ontology annotation, cellular component: spliceosomal complex. The transcript has 12 exons. Gene Ontology annotation, biological process: mRNA cis splicing, via spliceosome. The coding region runs from base 209 to 2344 and encodes 711 amino acids. Lineage: Eukaryota; Metazoa; Chordata; Actinopteri; Cyprinodontiformes; Fundulidae.
AGAUUCACCGCUCUGCUCCUGCAUGCAGCAUUAAACAUGGCGGACGGCUAACACAUUCGUUGCUUCAAAAUAAGUCCUGGCUGGGGGUUUUGUCAUUAGGACUACACACAGUACCCCGUCCUCUGUCGUGUGUACCCAGAGAGGCGUGUACACCUCGCCGCGGGCUGUAUUUCUUUAAGGAAAAGGGUGAAGGAGACACACUGCAAAAAUGGGGCGACGUUCUACCUCCUCCACCAAGAGUGGGAAGUUUAUGAAUCCCACCGACCAGGCCAGAAAGGAGGCCAGGAAAAGGGAGUUAAAAAAGAACAAGAAGCAGAGGAUGAUGGUGAGAGCCGCCGUGCUGAAGAUGAAAGAUCCCAGACAAAUCAUCAGAGACAUGGAGAAGCUGGAUGAGAUGGAGUUCAACCCAGUUCAGCAGCCCUUGUUGAAUGAGAAGGUACUGAGGGACAAGCGAAAGAAGCUACGGGAGACAUUUGAACGCAUCGUCCAUCUGUAUGAGAGGGAGAACCCGGAAACCUACAAGGAGCUGCGCAAACUGGAGCUCGAAUAUGAGACCAAACGAGGGCAGCUUGCGCUUUAUUUCGACUCGGUCAAGAACGCAGAGUCAGUGGAAGUGGACAGCAUCCCCUUACCCGACAUGCCUCACGCCCCAUCCAACAUCCACAUUCAGGACAUCCCGUUACCGAGGGCUCAGCCUCCUUCUAUACUGAAAAAAAGCUCCUCUUUUGGUAAACCAUCCUCAGGAGCGGCCACACUUCCCAGUGUCCCACGUUUACCUCCAGGGAAGAAACCUCCUGGACCCCCUCCCGGCCCGCCCCCUCCACAGGUGCUGGCGCUGUACGGGAUUCCAUCUCGACGCAGCUACGGCACAGACGCAGACCCGUCCAUUCCUGGGUUAGACAGGGACUCUGCCAUGGAUCUGGGACGAGAUCGGGACAGCGGGAGCGACAGCGACAGAGACCGGGAUGACGGCGACGACGACAGCGACUCUGAGGAGGACAGCGACGAAGACGGAGAUGAUGGGGCAGACGGCGAUAGAGCCCGUGGGAAUCGGCAAGGGGACGAUAGGGACGAGGACAGGAGCGAAAGACACGCUGGUCGCAGCGUGCGUUUUGCAGAUUCAACAGCGGAUGAUUCGCGGGACGGGAAAAGAAAGAAAAAGAGAUUGGUGAAGAAGACGAAGGCCAUUACUCCUCUGCAAGCCAUGAUGUUAAGGAUGGCAGGUCAGUCAAUUCCUGAGGAGGACGAAGAAGAGGAGGUGGAAGAGGAGUACACAGAUGAGUCGGACGCCUCCGACACUGAGGAUAGGGGGCCACCAGGGGACUCUCAGCCCUCUCAGGUUAUAGCCAAUCCACGUCUGCCCCCUCCUCCUGGGGCAGUUGGGCAGCAAGGACCUCCACCCAUGCAAGGCCCACCGAUGACCGGACCUCCUCCACUAGGCCCUCCACCAGCUCCUCCUAUGCGACCUCCUGGUCCUCCCUCUGGCCCGCCCCCUGCACCCCCUCCAGGUGCCCCUCCAUUUUUGAGGCCUCCUGGUAUGCCCGGAGGAAUUCGGGGUCCAAUGCCUCGUCUCCUGCCCCCCGGUCCUCCACCUGGGCGACCACCCGGCCCUCCUCCAGGCCCCCCUCCCAGUCUCCCUCCUGGCCCCCCGCCACGUGGGCCUCCUCCCAGACUACCACCCCCAGCACCGCCAGGUAUCCCACCUCCUCCCCCGAGAGCAGGAGCCCCCCCUCGUCCUCUUGCGCCACCACUCUCCAUGUUUCCUCCACCUCUCAACUCCAAUGUGCUCAGCGCUCCUCCCAGCAUUGUUCCAAGGCAGAAAGGCCCAGGAUCCAGCCAGGAAGGUUCACAGAACAACAUGCCACCCCCCGCCAUGCCCAUGCGACCUGGAGUCAUGCAGAUGCCCCCUCCUCCCGGUACAGCCGGCAGCCACCACCACGCGGCCACCAUCGAGAAAAGAGCCAACAUCACUUCUGUGGCAGCUGCCGGAGGCGGCCUGGCGGCAGGCGCCGGCGCCGGGGGGGCUACCAUCUCAGCCAAACCUCAAAUUAUCAACCCCAAGGCGGAGGUCACCCGCUUUGUGCCGACGGCACUGAGGGUGCGUAGAGACAAGGCUGGACCAAUGCCGGGGGCAGCCACCGGGCCCCUGGAGAAAGCGGGGGGGAGUGCUGCCGGACGGAGAGGAGACGAAGGGAUGGGAGGAGGACAGUGGCAGAAACAGCAAGCGGCUUCUUCAAUGGGGCUGGCCAACCCGUCACACAUGGGUUCUGUUCCUCAGCCCAGCAUGAAGACUAAGGACCAAGUUUAUGAAGCGUUUAUGAGGGAGAUGGAGGGAUUGCUGUAAGACUGUAGGGGGGGUGUUUGAACUACACUAGUAGUUUGUGUGUUUGCUGUGCAGAGUUGUAGAAGUAGCUGUAUUUUGAGCAUUUGGCAGUAUAAUUUUCUCAUCGAAAAAAGUCUGGGCUGCAACAGUAGAACAGAUUUUUAUAUUUGAAUUGGUUAUUUCUCAAGGCAAUUGUACACUAUGCUCUGCACUGCGUUUUUUGUCUGUUAGUGUUUUUUUAUUUUUUAAAUCUAUCAGUAUGUUUCUUUCCAGCAACAGCUUCCAACUUUGUGUAAUUGAUUUUGUUUUGUUAUUUUAUUGCUGAUCAUCUGAAUAGGACAGUUUAAAAAUGUCAGAAUAUGUUUGACUGAUGAAAGCCAUGUGUGAAACAACUUGUUCUGCAGCCAAAUAAAAAUCGGUUCUAACAUG